This is a messenger RNA of Tuber aestivum (summer truffle), 2968 nucleotides long. NCBI's taxonomy places the organism in Eukaryota, Fungi, Ascomycota, Pezizomycetes, Pezizales, Tuberaceae. The record is from the annotation of a GenBank genome assembly.
AUGGCGGGCAGCCCUGGGUCGCCUCCCCCCGCUCCUGCAAUCAGUGUAUCUUCACCCUCAUCUUCUAUCCCCGCAAAACGCCCCCUCUCCGACGGGAAUAGCAACGCCAACAAUCAUGGGAAUGGCAACGCGGUGAAUAACCACAACUCUUCCUCUCCUCCUUCUAAUUCCGCCUUUUCAGCGCCUGCCGCUCAUGCGUCCGUCUCAACUCCUCCAACAAAAAAGGUCUUGGAGAGGAAUCAGGCGUGUUUGUCUUGUCGCUCGCGCAAAAGGAAAUGCGAUGUUAGUCCCCUCCCUCCCGCGCUUGCUCCUGCCUUUGGAUCGUGUUCUCAUCGCCUAGCGAGUUUUUUUUCUUCUUUUUUUUUUCUCUUUCUUUCUUCCUUCUCUCUCUUCUAAAUUGAAAAAUAAAUAGAUGAAAACAAGCGAUGAAUAUGCCUUGUAGGAACUUGGAAGGGAGCUCGGGAAUGCUGACCAUCUGACUAUUUGUUGGUGCAGGGUGGAAAGCCGACUUGCGGUGCUUGUGAGCGCCUGGAGAGAAAAUGUCAGUACUCGCAGAAUAGUCCCGCUGCCGUGACGAAAAUCCAUUCGUCAUCUUCGGCAUCUCAUCAGACUCAAAGUAAGUUUCCUAUUCCGGUGGUCUUGGAACAUUUCGGUUGCGACUGAGCUUGUGCUCGUGCUGCAUUAUGAUCGGGGGUGCGUAUAUGUGAUGGUUGACAUUUGUAUGUGCUAAUUUCUGCUUCCUCAGAAGCCAGCCAACCUUUGCCACAGUGGGCUCCAAACGCGACGAAUGAAGAUUCUCAGGCGCUCCAGAUCGGCGCUCCUCCUCCGCGCGCCGACCGCUCUGAACAUGUGCCCGCCAGUACUGUGGUCCCUUCCACCGUUGCCUCGGGCGCUGCGGUUGCAAACCACAAUACCUUCACGCCGAUCAACCUCGACUCUACAUCGCAGUCCCCCACGACUAAUGGGAAUUCCGGCCUGCGCCAUGAAAUUGCUCAAUCUUCUGACUCGAGCAAAAUCUCCAAGAGGCCCCAAGACAAUACCGCCUCGAACUGCGAAGCGGGCAUUUUUGCCUGUCACUUCUUACAAGCUUCUCCAUUUGUGGGGUUGGAUGCUAUUGACAUUGUGCCCUGGGCGGGCUCGCUGGCCAGAGUCGCUGUGUGGGAUGACAGGCCUAAGAAGAACAAGAGCCUUUCACCUCAAGCCAUAGAGACUCCUGAGAGCACCAAUAGCGCGACAACAUUGGUCAACAAUGAUGUGGGUGGUGCGCUUGAGGAAUUGCCGUCACACGAUACUCUCAUGGAGCUGUUUGAAUUGUUUUUCGAUCAAAUUCACCCAAUCAUCCCAUGCCUUUACCGAAAACAAAUUUUCGCCGAUAUUCAGCCAGGCGGUAGCCUGUCCAAACCCUUACCCCUGGUGUUUGCAGUUUUGGCAUUGGCUUCCCUGAUCCAUCCUGCGCCAGCUGUGCAGGAUAGAUCAGCUCGUUGGCAUGCUGCCGCUAAGCGCGGGUUCGAUGCUGCGGUUACCCGUGGCAAUUAUUCCCUUAAUAAUGUUCAAGCUUCGAUCUACAUCUGCAUGUACUGCUUUGUUACAGCCGAGCUGUCCGAGUUGUGGAUAUUCCUUGGCAAAGGUUAUCGCAUGUCAAAUCCACUUGGAUUGCAUCAGAUUGAUUCCCCGCGAAGGGGAAGGUUCCCGGGCUUCCUGCCACAUCCAAAAUCGGAGCAGGAUCUCGAGGAGAGGAGAAGGGCUGCUUGGGGACUUUAUGUUUUGGAUAGUUUUUUUUCGUGCUCGUGUGGGUGGCCUUUGGCUAUCAAUGAUCGUGACUUUUGUGUGAAUUUCCCUGUCGAUGAAGUUGUAUUUCAGAGUGGGGAGAUUGAGGUAUGUUGUUUUUUUUUUUUUUUUUUUGCGAGUUUAGCUGGUAGCAUUCAUUAUACUAACCUGAGGAUUCUAGAAAAUGUCCCAUAUAGUUGUGGAGCCAUUUGCGCACAAUUUGGCCGACUUAAUUGGCCCUACGAGCGCCUCAUCUCCACCGAGGGGACCUUUUCACUAUCUCUGCAAACUCGCAGUUCUCAUUGGGCGUAUUGUUUCGUAUAACAACUCUCCUAUUGCUCCCACCGAUAAUACGGAGUUUGAAUCUCUCGAAACAACUCUCGCACGUUUCCGACUUUCCCUGCCUAGGAAGUAUCGCAGCAUUGUCGAACUCAGCCCCUCGGAAGUGACGCACGUUACUCAGCUUCAGAUCCUCCUCCACGUCUGCACAAUUCUCCUCUACCACCCAACCGUCCCAGUACCAACUUCACCACUAUCGUCCUCCUCCGAUGGUCCACUCCAUCAAAACCGGGGCCAAUCCCCGGGCGCCUCCUCGAUUCACGACCUCUCCCCUGCUGAACCGGCCUUUGCCCGCUGCGUCUCAGCAGUGAACAACAUCCUCUCUAUCCUGAGAACACACAUCAACAGCCCACCGCCAUGCCCACCAACGGGGUCCCCGGUUGUCAUAGACGUGCUGCAAAAUCCCUUCAUCACGCCGUCACUCUUCCUCUCUGCGCGUAUCCUUGUUGUGCGCUGGCUAGAGACCGGUCGGGACAAGGGUGUUCGCGCAAAGAUCGAUUUGAUACUCGGAGUCUUUGAUCGGAUCAUGGAGGUUUGGCCAGAGGUUGGAUCAAAGUAUCGGUGCUUAGUACUGGCCGAUAUGGAGAGGAAUAGCAAUGGCCUGGGGGGCACUCGGAGUGGUGCUUCUGGGUAUGUGAGUAAGGAUUGUGCAGCGGCGUAUGUUGGUGCGGAUAGGUGAUCUCUUUUGGUCUGUUGGUUCGUGUUCAAGUGCGGGGUGGGGUGUAAUAUUACUUUUCGCUUGCUGAGCUUGUUCUCACUUUCUGUGGGCUGGCUUACUUUCUCCACUUCUCCACUUUUCCUUUCCUUUGCCUUUUCCUUCCCAUCUCAUUUGUCCAAGGGUUCCGGGGUUAGCACGGUGGUC